GAGCGCCAGCCCUUGCACUAGCGAUCAUCGAAGCCAAGAGGGGGCUGAGAGUCUCCCCGCUGGAUCGGCAGAAGGCGAAGACUUUUGCAAUGAAACUGUGGCAGCUUCGGUCCAUCAAAGAGCUGGAGUGAUGAGCCACCGCCUGCUCUUCUGUGUGAUUGAAAGAGUCCGUUCUAUAGCUCUGAGGGGAGGGAGGGGGCGCGGAUGUACCUGCCCCUAUUUCCACGCACCCCAGCAUUCAAAGCACAGCAUCCCGAGAACUGGAGAUAAUGAGGGGAUUCCAGCUCCUUGCUGAGACCAGGAUACUAUUCCGGUGACAGAUGGAUCUCUCGCUCGCUCGCUCUCUAGCUCUCUAUAUUUUUGUUUUCAAGAUGUUUGAUCUGAAGUUCUGAAGCAUCUCGGAGGGGACCCAGGAUAGGGGGAGGAGGAGCAACCCCGGGAGCCCAGCGACCGAAGAGGCAGCUCCUCCAAGUCACCUCGUGGUCGUGGGGGAAGGCGGGGAGGGUGUGUGUGUGGGGGGGUGUCGUUCCUGAGCCUUCAAGAAGAUCUGUUGUUUAAUUUUUGUUUUGUUUUAAAGAGAAGCACAGAUUUCCACUCCCCCCUCUUUUUCCUGGAUUGGGAGCGGCAGGAAGGAGUGGAUUUUGCCCCCUGUUGCUCUACACCCCAGGGUUGGCACGGAGGGAAAGAAAAAUGUUGGUGACGGCACCGGAUAGAACUGAGGUGCCUGUGCCCUCCUAUCGCUAACCAGCAAGGGAGCGUCGCCUCUCAUCCCCUCCCUUUGCUCUUCGGAGGCUUGUUUUCUUUUUUGCCCGUGGGGGGAAGGGGGGCGCCGCAUCUGAACAUGCUGCGUCUGGGCUUGUGGGCGGCCGCCCUGCUCUGUGUGUUCUCCCCUGGCACGGUGCAUGGCGACUGCUGGCUGAUCGAGGGGGACAAGGGUUACGUGUGGCUGGCCAUCUGCAGCCAGAACCAGCCUCCCUACGAGACCAUCCCCCAGCACAUCAACAGCACAGUGCACGACCUGCGCCUGAAUGAGAACAAGCUCAAGGUGGUGCUGUACUCCUCCCUCAACCGCUUCAGCAACCUCACCGACCUGAACCUGACCAAGAAUGAGAUCUCCUACAUUGAGGACGGGGCCUUCAUGGGCCAGGCCAACCUACAGGUCCUGCAGCUGGGCUACAACAAGCUCACCAACCUGACGGAGGGCAUGCUGCGUGGCAUGGCCAGGCUGCAGUUCCUCUUCGUGCAGCACAACCUGAUUGAGGUGGUCACACCCACCGCCUUCUCCGAGUGCCCCAGCCUGAUCAGCAUCGACCUGUCCUCCAACCGACUCAGCAGGCUGGAGGGGAACACCUUCACCAGCCUGAGCAACCUGAUGGUGUGCGAGCUAGCUGGCAACCCCUUCAACUGCGACUGCAGCCUCUACAGCUUCCUCACCUGGCUGGUGGUCUUCAACAACGUCACCAAGAACUAUGACCGGCUGCAGUGUGAGACCCCCCGGGAGUUCGCCGGCUACCCGCUCCUGAUGCCUCGACCCCACCACAACCGCAAUGCCAUCACCAUCUUCCAGUCCAUGUGCCGGGGAGGCACCAUCCCAUCCCUCUCGAGGAUCAACCCCACCCCCUACACGCCUGACUCCCAGAGAGACCUGGAUGAGAACUCGGGGUUCAACCCCGGGGACUUCCUCUCUGUCGAGCCCCCGGCCUCCUCCACCACCGACUCCUCAUUCAACCCCAGCAUCAAGCUGCACCACGUGACCAUCACCUCAGCCACCUUAGUGGUGACGAUCCCCUCACCCUUCAGCAAGAUGUAUGUGCUGGUCCAGUACAACAACAGCUACGUCUCUGAUGUCACGACCCUGAAGAACAAGAAGGAGUAUGUCACCCUUAGCAAACUGAAGGCCCACACGGACUACACCUUCUGUGUGGCCUCCAUCCGCAACUCCAAGCGCUACAACCACACCUGCCUGUCCUUUGCCACCAGGAGCAAGGGGAGGGAGGAUCCAGUGCCCAAUACCUCCACCACCACUCACUACAUCAUGACCAUCCUGGGCUGCCUCUUUGGGAUGGUCAUCGUCCUGGGGGUGGUGUACUACUGUCUGAGGAAGCGAAGGAUGCAGGAAGAGAAGCAGAAGUCCCUCAACGUCAAGAAGACCAUCCUGGAGAUGCGCUACGGCUCGGAUAUAGACACCAGCUCCAUCGUCCACUCUUCGCAGAAGCUGGGCGAGCCACCCGUCAUCCCUGUCUCGCGGAUGUCCUCCAUCCCUUCCAUGAUCGGGGAGAAGCUGCCCCCAUCCAAGUCAAUGGAGGCUGGGAUGGAGACCCCCAAAGUUACUACCAAGGGCAACUAUAUUGAGGUGCGGACGGGUGGCGGGGAUGCCCUGGAGAGAGCCCAGCGGGAUGACGAUCUGCGUGAGCUUGACAACGGCCAAGGCUCAGCAGCUGAGAUCUCCACCAUCGCCAAGGAGGUAGACAAGGUCAACCAGAUCAUCAACAAUUGUAUCGACGCCCUCAAGUUGGACACGGCCUCCUUCCUGGGAGGAGGGAGCGGCGUCGACUCAGACAUGGCGUUUGAGUGCCAAUCCAUCCCCGCCGGCUCCUCGGGUGGGCUGGAGCGGCCUGGCUUCCUGUCGCCACCGUACAAGGAGAGCUCCCAUCACCCCCUGCAGCGCCAGCUGAGCGCGGACGCAGCUGUGGCCAGGAAGACCUGCAGCGUCUCAUCCAGCGGCUCCAUCAAGAGUGCCAAGGUCUUCAGCCUUGACGUGCCAGACCACCCGCCAAUGAGCAAGUCGGAUUCCAAGUACAUCGAGAAAGGCAGCCCACUCAACAGCCCCCUGGAUCGUCUUCCCCUGGUGUCCCCGGGUGCCAUCCACCACCUGGAGGUCAAACCUUCCUACCAUUGCAGCGAGCACCGACAUUCCUUCCCGGCCCUGUACUACGAGGAGAGCGCCGACACUCUGAGCCAGCGGGUGUCUUUCCUUAAGCCGCUCUCCCGCUCCAAGCGGGACUCCACGUACUCCCAGCUCUCCCCCAGACACUACUUCUCGGGCUACUCCUCCAGCCCCGAGUACUCAUCUGAGAGCACCCACAAGAUCUGGGAGCGCUUCCGGCCUUACAAGAAGCACCACCGGGAGGAGGUUUACAUGGCGGCUGGCCACGCCCUGCGGAAGAAAGUCCAGUUUGCCAAGGACGAGGAUCUGCACGACAUCCUGGAUUACUGGAAAGGCGUCUCCGCUCAGCAGAAGUUGUGACUCUCUCUUUAAAAGGAAAGAAAAAAACCCAACAACCACCAACAAAAGAACCACUUGACUGUGAACAAAAACCGAACAGGCCCCUCCCCCUAUGACAAAAAUGAACCAAGAACCGUUUCUUACAAAGUUUACAAAAAAAAAAAAAAAAAAAAAAAAAAAGCAAGAAAGCAAACAAAAAACAAACUCCCGCAAUGAAUUGUCUCUCCUGUGUUGUGGGGACCACUGUUCCUCCUGCAGCUGGUUGGGCGGAGCCGCCUGCUUUGACACUGUGGUAAUGAUGCUGAUGGGC
Terrapene triunguis (Three-toed box turtle) is the source of this 3536-nucleotide messenger RNA. It is a transcript of the gene ELFN2, whose product is annotated as extracellular leucine rich repeat and fibronectin type III domain containing 2. Lineage: Eukaryota; Metazoa; Chordata; Testudines; Emydidae. The transcript has 4 exons. The record is from RefSeq and is a predicted model, not a curated record. The coding region runs from base 842 to 3247 and encodes 801 amino acids. Gene Ontology annotation, molecular function: protein binding. Gene Ontology annotation, cellular component: plasma membrane.